Messenger RNA from Fusarium redolens, 375 nucleotides. RefSeq lists its product as uncharacterized. NCBI's taxonomy places the organism in Eukaryota, Fungi, Ascomycota, Sordariomycetes, Hypocreales, Nectriaceae. The record is from RefSeq and is a predicted model, not a curated record. The transcript has a single exon. Bases 66 to 254 code for a protein of 62 amino acids.
CACAACCGCCGGCCGAUGAGGAUGAGGAUGAAGAUAUCGAUCUAUCUGAUGAAGAAGAUCUCGAGAUGCCCUCAUCGCCGCCCUGCCUACCCGACCGCGAGUCCCCCCUUUCAACGAUACCCUCAACACCAUGCCCGCCUCAACGCCACGCCCGAUAUGAUGAUGCCUUCAUAAAUCGCAUAAUAGAGGAAGCCGAAGCCUUGGAGGCCACUCAGGCACUUUACGAUGAACAAGAACCCCCCUCAAUUAGGUGAGAAAUGCAUGAGAAGUCGUUCUCAAUCAAGAAGCCGUUUGGGCGCCGCGGCAGUCAUUUCGCCCGGUCAUACACAGUCAAUAGCAAAUAUAUCAUCACAAGAAGCUUCAUUUCAUAAUGCC